Molecule: messenger RNA, 773 nt
Organism: Sphaeroforma arctica JP610
Lineage: Eukaryota; Ichthyosporea; Ichthyophonida
Exons: 4
Coding region: 288-518 (76 amino acids)
Source: RefSeq, a predicted model, not a curated record
CGACCGAUAUGAUUUUGGGGUUUACUCUUUUUGAUAAUAGCAUUUUCUACAGUCGUCCUCGGAGUGGCAUGGUGAGUUUGGCGAUGUUCCAGACUUCCAUAACAUCAAGGUGGGGAAUUGCCAUUUUGAUAGUGCACUUCUUCAGUCAAAUACGGUACAUUGGGAACAACAAGGGAGACAAAAAUUUCUACUAUGAAUACAGCUCUACGAACCAUUUGGAAGCACACAUACUAUUGUAACAUCUCAUCUUCAAGCUUGCAUACUCAAAUAUAUCUCCAACUGCAAAUAUGAACAACUUGGGUAAAGCAACGAAAUUCUUGAAGGACACCCCCGAGUUGAUCCCGCUUGCGGUACCAGUCGGCCUAGCCAUCGGAUUCGCUGGCUUCACCAUCGUGAGGAAUUUGAUGACUAACGCUGCUCUGACCGUCAAUUCAAGGCCUUUCGAUAAAGAGCACAGUAAACUUCUACAAGCACCUACCCCAACGUUGGGCGGUCACUCACCCAAUGACACCAAGUAGACUGCUCCGGAAGAAAAUAUUGUUAUAUUUUAUAUGAGGGCAUGCUAUAGUCCCAACAACCAGGAGGAGAGUCGGAUUCUUUUGAGAUCGAUGACUGAAACGAUGACACAACGAUGACCAAUCAAAGUGAAUCCAAUAUAUUUGGUGUUGAAGAAUAAAGAUUUUAAAUUUUUUUUGUAAAAGGGCAGUGUAUGUCGCUCUUCAGUUGGUUGUGUUGGUGGUCGUGCCAUCUGUUUCUUUGUGUUAUUGGUCGUG